Molecule: messenger RNA, 577 nt
Organism: Raphanus sativus (radish)
Lineage: Eukaryota; Viridiplantae; Streptophyta; Magnoliopsida; Brassicales; Brassicaceae
Product: defensin-like protein 195
Exons: 2
Coding region: 99-365 (88 amino acids)
Biological process (GO): defense response
Cellular component (GO): extracellular region
Molecular function (GO): sodium channel inhibitor activity
Source: RefSeq, a predicted model, not a curated record
UUGGUCCUAAAGAUCGAAUAUAAAUAGCACCAACACCCCCAAAGUGCUCAACCACAUCAAAACAGACCCAAAGUGAGAGACACAUAGCAAAAGUAGCAAUGGCGAUAAAACCACUUUCCAUCUUUGUUGUCUUCUUCAUCUUCUUCUUGGUUAUCUCUGACGUGCCAGAGACAGAAGCGCAAGAUAGCAAGUGUUUGAGAGAAUACGGUGGCGAUGUUGGCUUCCAAUUUUGUGCGCCUCGGAUAUUUCCGACGUUUUGUUACACAAGAUGCCGUGAGAACAAGGGGGCUAAAGGUGGAAGAUGCCGUUGGGGAGAAGGACGCAAAGUUACGUGCUUAUGCGACUACUGCAACGAUCAACCCUAGUCAUAACGUCUAAGCAAUCGUUAAUACACUAUGUGGCUGCAAAACGCAAAUGCUAUGUUUGAAUAUUUUGGUUUGUGUAGUAAAUAUAAUAAGAAUGCGACUGGUCCCAAAUAAAUUGUAUGAUGAUGUAAUGUGAAAGAAAAAAUAAUGAAAAAGUACGACUUUCUAUAUGCAAUAAAAUAAGUUUGGUAAUACUUUGACUACUCUGGUAA